This is a messenger RNA of Serendipita indica DSM 11827, 711 nucleotides long. NCBI's taxonomy places the organism in Eukaryota, Fungi, Basidiomycota, Agaricomycetes, Sebacinales, Serendipitaceae. The record is from the annotation of a GenBank genome assembly.
AUGUUCAAGCUCCUUGCUGGUCUUGUCGCGCUCGCCUUUGGCGCUUCUGCGGCUCCUUUUGAUAUCCCACCUGGUCUCGGCAUCACUGUUGUCGAUGGAACUCCUCGCGUCGUCUCCGGCGCUACCCUCGGCGUCGUCAUUCCUCGCGAUGUUACUGCUCCUCAGGGCUUCAACAUCACGAGCAUUGGCGUUAAUGGAUCUGGUUGCCCAGCUGGAACUGCGUACUAUGUUCUGAGUACCGACCGCACGGCCGUGACCAUCACCUUCUCAAAUUUUUAUGCCAUGGCUGGUGACGGUGCCGCCAUCUCCGACAACCGCAAGAGCUGCCAAGUCACCCUCGGCACGCGUGUUCCAGGUGGAUUCAGCUACGGUAUUGCCACCGUGGACUACCGUGGAUACUACCAACUCGAUGCCAACGUUACCGCCACUCAGCAAUCCAUCUACUACUUCCAAGGUCAAAUCACCCAGGCUACCGCCCGCUCUUCGCUCAAGGGCCCCAUUGCUGGUGCCGAUUAUACCUACCGUGACCAGUUCGACUUGACGACCACUGUGAUGAGCCCAUGCGGCGCCGACACUGUCCUCAACAUUGCAGCUUCGCUCCAGGUCAGCAACUCUGCGAACAAGAAGGGGAGCGGAUACAUCGCCACCGAUUCGAUCGACACCAAGUUGGCCCAGACCUUCAACUUCCAAUGGCAGACGUGCACGAAGUAG